AUGCCUCCUGGCAGAAGGCCCAGAGCCACCGGCACCGCCAAUCAGGCCCAGGCACCCGUGCCACGGAGCACACGCGCGAGCAAGCCGCCACAGAGACUAGGGGCUGCAGUUCCGGCUCAGAACAAUAAUAAUGCGGCGGGGCCUGCGAAGAGGGGUCGUGGGAGGCCAAAGAAAGGGCAGGAGAAGGGACGCAAGCGAAGACGCGCUGCUUCGUCUGACGAUAAAGAUGAUGGCGACCAGGAUGAUGGCGAUGGGCGACCUGCGAAGAGGCGACAGAAGGGCCCCAUAUUCAACGUUUACUUCAACGGCCUCAAGGGAAAGAGUGGACGGAGAACAGGCAAGGGCGACGCCGUCUACCACUGGGUCACAAAGCGGCGUUGGCCAAAGGGGAUGGGCGGCGCCGCUGCAAGUAGUGACGACGAUGGCGACGACGACGACGACGACGAUUAUGAUGACGAGGCCGACGGAGGCGCUGGCGGACGAAACUCGCAGAGCUCCUCGCGGUCCAGAUGGACCAACUUCCUGCAGGUCCAGAGCAGUUACGGGUACGAAGGCUGGAACGGAAUCCACCAGGAAGACUUGAAUCUCCUUACGGCGCUCGCUGCGCGCGACUGCGCGACUCCGCAAGGCACAGUCUUCGACGCGAAUACGUUGAGGUAUCUUGAUCGGACGAAACAGUCUGGCACCCACACCGGCCUCGCCGCGCUGGUAUUUCCGCUUAUCGUCCCGUUUGCUGGUGUCGAGGUCCUGCGUGGCGCUGUCCCCUUCAACUAUUUACUCGACCUGAUUGACCAGACGUGGGAUGCGUGCCCGCCGCUCGAUCUCAAUACACAGAGGUUCUGGAAGAUCCCGGGGUCACGGCCUUAUUAUACCGCCGGGUUUUCACGACGCGUCGGGCUUAGCGAUGCGCAGAGCACACUGCUUGAGCCGUAUCUCAGCACCGACGCUAACACUUCAACAUUCCAGGCUUCCUCCGACAUUAUCUUUCCAUUCCUUACUGCAGAGGGAAAGGAUUGUCACGGGUCCAUCAAGGAAGCGGACAAGAAGACCCUCCACCACAUGACCCGCGCGAUGAAAGGCGUCGUUGACCUAUUCAAAAAAGUGAAACGCGAAAAAGAGUUGGAUUGCAGGAUUCUGGGAUUUUCGAUCUCGUUUGAUUAUGAGACGGUGAAAAUCCAUGCUCACUACCCCGUGGUCACCGAAAAGAGUGAUACAACGAAGGUAGAUUAUCACCGCCAUGAGGUCAACAAUUUCAGUUUCACCACCCAGAACGGCAGGGACAGAUGGACUUGUUAUAAGUUUGUCAUGGCCAUCUAUAAUGAUUGGGUCCCCAAGCAUUUCGAACGGCUAUGUUCCGCAAUCGACCAGUUGCCAGUGUUUGAUGUGGAUGCAGAUGGAUCAGGGUCGGGUGACGCUGCUGACGCUUCUGACACUGCUGGUGCUGCCGUUGCCUCUGGUGCUCUUGGUGGUGCUGGUCCUUCUGGUGCUGCCGGUCCUUCUGGUGCUGCUGCUCCUGUGGCCUCAGGUGCUCUUGGUGAUGCUGGGCCCUCUGGCGCGGCAGCCUCGGGCAGCUAG
This is a messenger RNA of Aspergillus calidoustus, 1575 nucleotides long. NCBI's taxonomy places the organism in Eukaryota, Fungi, Ascomycota, Eurotiomycetes, Eurotiales, Aspergillaceae. The record is from the annotation of a GenBank genome assembly.